Rhinichthys klamathensis goyatoka is the source of this 1521-nucleotide messenger RNA. Its product is annotated as LHFPL tetraspan subfamily member 6 protein. The coding region runs from base 462 to 1064 and encodes 200 amino acids. Gene Ontology annotation, cellular component: membrane. The transcript has 4 exons. NCBI's taxonomy places the organism in Eukaryota, Metazoa, Chordata, Actinopteri, Cypriniformes, Leuciscidae. The record is from RefSeq and is a predicted model, not a curated record.
GUCUGACUGCUGCCACACUGCGCUCAGUGCAGCGAUACGGACACACUGCUCAGUACUUCGCGUCUCUUAUUAAUGACACUGGGAUUAUUUCAGCGCUUUCCUGCAGGAGUGACAGUGAACUAAACAGAAAGACGCAGGUAGACCUCAGGAGACCCUCAUUUAACGGGAUUUAACGCGCGUUUUCUGCGCGCGUAUAGCGAGUUGCGCCCCGUUGUGCGGACAAAGUUUAUUUCUUCUUCACGGUCCCAUAUGAAGCCGGACCGGAGUUUGAAUUAACACGCCAGUCAGAAUAUCGGCCUAUCUAUGUGACGGCACACAGAACCAUGGUGAAAACCGUAUGGAGAUAGAGACAUCCUCUUUCCAACAAGGGAAAAGGAACUGUUUCUCGUGACAUCCUCUCUUCCCCCCCCCCCAAGCUCUCUUCUGGAAGCGUGUCCAAUAUUUAAACCCUUUUGUCCAGCAUGGCAUCCAGCCUGACGUGCACCGGGAUGAUCUGGGCUCUGCUGUCCCUGCUGAGCGCAGCAGCUUCAUGCGUGGGCUUCUUCAUGCCCUACUGGCUUCUGGGCUCACAGAUGGAUAAGCCGGUGUCCUUCGGCACUUUCCGGCGGUGCUCGUAUCCUGUGCGGGACGAGGAGAGGCAGGCUACGGUCAUGCUGGAGCAGUGCGGGCGCUACGCGAGCUUUCAGGGCAUCCCGAGCGUGGAGUGGCGGAUCUGUACGGUGGUGACGGGGGUGGGAUGCGGCCUGCUGUUGCUGGUGGCGCUCACGGCGCUCAUGGGCUGCUGCAUAUCAGAGCUCAUCUCCAGAACCAUUGGACGCGCAGCAGGGGGCAUGCAGUUCCUCGGAGGUCUGCUCAUCGGUUCAGGCUGUGCUCUGUAUCCUCUCGGGUGGGACAGUGAGGAGGUCCGACAGACGUGUAACAACAGCUCAGAUCAGUUUGAACUUGGCUCUUGUCAGAUUGGCUGGGCAUAUUACUGCACCGGGGCGGGCGCCGCCUCCGCCAUGUUGCUGUGCACUUGGCUCGCUUGUUUCGCAGGGAAGAAACAAAAGCAAUAUCCGUACUAGAAGAACCGACCUCAACUACAGGCUGCACCACAGUAGGAUGGAUGCCUUAGACUCAGUGGAGGCGGGUUCUGUGGCCCAAGGCAUGAUGGCUUUCCUCAAUUACUGCAACUCCGACUCAUAAAGACUCAUAAUGCUCAUACGGACAUUUUUGUGAUUAAUAUGAGCAUGCACUUUUCAAAGAGACGUGAUUUUUGACAGUACUUCCUCUGCUCUCUAAAAAACUAGAGAGUGUUUAACAAAAAGGACCAAUUAUUGUUUUGUUUUUUUAUUAUCACUGUUAUGAAUUUCACAGGCGUGCUUGUUUCUUUUUUCUCUUUCUCUGGAAUUGAUAUUGUAAAAGUAAGCUUUGGUUCAAGUGUAAAAAGAUGGGUAACAGUUUACUUGAAGUCUGUAUAUAUAAUGUAUUAGUAUUAUUAUGCCCAAUAAUACAUCUUAUAAUCACUUGUAUAUUAAAGAC